Mesocestoides corti is the source of this 933-nucleotide messenger RNA. NCBI's taxonomy places the organism in Eukaryota, Metazoa, Platyhelminthes, Cestoda, Cyclophyllidea, Mesocestoididae. The record is from the annotation of a GenBank genome assembly.
AUGUCGAGUGGUAGUCCUAUUGAUGGCAUAUAUGAAGCUCAUGCGCUUCAUCCAGUUGAUACUAGUAGAGCUAAAGAUGGUGUUUGGCUCGUUAAAGUUCCUAAUUAUUUGGCAGACCUGUGGCUUAAACCCAAUACUGACAGAGUCGUUGGUAAAGUUGUGAUUUCAACUGCUGCCAGUACCUCCGUGGAUAAAGACCAAAAGCAAAAGUCAGAUGUCCGUCUUGUCACAGAUGAUAGUUUGAUAGGGGAAGCUGGAGAAAGUGGCAAACUAAUUCCAAAAGAGCAUCAAUUCUUAAUACAAACGGCAUCAUCGGCCUCUACAGCAGCUAAUAAAAGUCGCCCUGGUUCUUCGCGUGGCUCUUCAGCCAUGGUGGGUCAAGAACUUGUUAUUCUCUGUGAAGAGGAUUGUCAGGUACCAUCGUCUUCAAUUGAAGCGUUGUCGUCUCCCACGCAAGGGGUUCCGCGUUCUCGAGCCGGCAAGCGAUAUUCAUUAUUUGGUCGGGUUAACAGUCGGGCCGAAUGCCAGCCUCCUCCCAACGCAAGUUACAUGAAACUUAAAGCCCAGCAGCUGAAGGCCAAAAAUCGCGCAAGGCACGAAGUUUGUGUUCUUGAUAAACCCGUGCAAACUCACCUACCCGUUGCUAAUCAUGCAGUGAACUUAGAAUAUGAGGCACGGAAGAAGCGUGAAGGGAAGAAUCUCCGUCGUGAACGCGAAGACGUUCUUCGAGACCUGUUCAAGGCUUUUGAAAAACACCAGUACUAUGCAUUUAAAGAUCUUCUUCUCUUGACUAAACAACCAGUUACAUACCUAACGGAAUUACUAAAAGAAAUAGCUGUUUUCAACUCGAGGCCUCCACACCAAAACAUGUGGGAAUUAAAGCCCGAAUAUCGUCAUUACGCGCCUCCAGAUGGAUCCAAGACAUCGGAAUAA